Cygnus atratus (black swan) is the source of this 5156-nucleotide messenger RNA. It is a transcript of the gene SLC30A7, whose product is annotated as solute carrier family 30 member 7. The transcript is spliced from 11 exons. NCBI's taxonomy places the organism in Eukaryota, Metazoa, Chordata, Aves, Anseriformes, Anatidae. Gene Ontology annotation, cellular component: Golgi apparatus; membrane. The record is from RefSeq and is a predicted model, not a curated record. The coding region runs from base 149 to 1285 and encodes 378 amino acids. Gene Ontology annotation, biological process: intracellular zinc ion homeostasis; transmembrane transport; zinc ion transport. Gene Ontology annotation, molecular function: zinc ion transmembrane transporter activity.
GGCUGCGGAGCGCUGCCGGCCCCUGCCGGCCCCCUCCCGGCCCCGCUGCCGGCGCUGCCCGGCCCUGCCCCUGCCCUGCCCUGCCCCUGCCCUGGUCCUGCCCGUCCCGUCCGUGCCCCGCCGGCCGGGCACGCCGCCGCCCCGCACCAUGCUGCCCCUCUCCAUCAAGGACGACGAGUACAAGCCGCCCCGGCUCAACCUGCUGCGGAAGGCGUCGGGCUGGUUCAGGUCCAUCCUGGCCGACAAGACCUCCCGCAACCUCUUUUUCUUCCUCUGCCUCAACCUCUCCUUCGCCUUCGUGGAGCUGCUCUACGGCAUCUGGAGCAACAGUUUAGGUUUAAUAUCAGAUUCUUUUCAUAUGUUUUUUGACUGCACUGCUCUAUUGGCUGGAUUAGCAGCUUCCGUUAUUUCAAAGUGGAGGUCAAAUGAUGCUUUCUCAUAUGGAUAUGUCCGAGCAGAAGUACUUGCUGGCUUUGUAAAUGGUUUAUUCCUCAUCUUUACAGCAUUCUUUAUAUUUUCUGAAGGCGUUGAGAGGGCACUGGAGCCUCCUGAUGUGCAUCAUGAGAGACUUCUUCCGGUUUCUAUACUGGGAUUCAUUGUAAACCUUAUAGGAAUAUUUGUUUUUCAACAUGGAGGUCAUGGGCAUUCACACGGUUCUGGGCAUGAACACAGCCAUUCUCUGUUUAAUGGUGGUCUCAGCCAUGGACACAGUCACAGAGGUCAUGGUCACAGCCAUGAACAUAAACAUGGACACACUCAUGACCACAGCCAUAGCCAUGGACACUCUCAUGGUCAGGAUUAUUGUCAUGAUGACCAUUCUCUUGAAGGGAUGACUGGUUCCAGCAAGCAGAUCUUACAAGGGGUAUUUCUACACAUUGUUGCAGACACUCUUGGGAGUAUUGGUGUAAUAAUAUCUGCUAUAUUGAUGCAAAACUAUGGUCUAAUGAUAGCAGAUCCUAUUUGUUCAAUGCUGAUAGCAUUACUUAUAGGCGUAAGUAUUGUUCCACUUUUAAAAGAAUCCAUUGGAAUUUUGAUGCAGCGAACUCCUCCUUCUCUGGAAAAUGCCCUGCCUCAGUGCUAUCAGAGGGUGCAGCAGUUGCAAGGAGUUUACAGUUUACAUGAUCCACACUUCUGGACCCUCUGUACUGAUGUUUACAUAGGGACUUUGAAAUUACUGGUAGCUCCUGAUGCUGAUGGAAGGUGGAUUCUAAGCCAGACUCACAAUAUUUUUACUCAGGCAGGAGUAAGACAGCUUUAUGUACAGAUUGAUGUUGCAGCCAUGUAGUGAGUUUCUGAAACUGCUGUUGGACCAAAGUUUUCUGUACUGUAAUGGUAUAAAACAACAUACUUAUCAAGACAGAGCCUGCCUCCACAACUGGUCUGGAAUUGACUGAAUAGAUUUCUGUCUUUGGGCUAUGGAUGGAGUUGAUUUCUAAGGAGUAAAUACUGAAUGAAUGUUAUGGACUUUGGGUCUUGUCUUUUUGUGGCCCCUAAACUUGUAAGUUUUUGAUGGUUUUUUACUUACUACAUUUGUUCCAAUAUGAAACUAAAAUGGUGGUACUGGAAACCCUGCAAUGUCUUCAGAAAAGCUGCUGAAACCACUGCUCAUUCCCAUAAAACCAGUGUUAUCAAAAAUUGGAAACUUGUUUUGUACGUAAUGUCACAAUGGCUGACAUGCUUCAAUAUAAUUGUAUGUUUGUACAAUUGUUUGUACUUUGCAAACUUAAUGAACCAAACCAUAUUGGGUUUUCAAAGUGCCUUUUAUAUCAGGAGAGGUAUUUGCCAGCAUAAACAUGAAGCAUCAAAGGGUUUUAUUACUUUUACAAAUAUAUCUUGUAUGCAGUCUGAUUAUUUACUAGUGAUGUGUGUGGCGCUUUAGUGUACUUACAUAACUGUACAUGUUAGAAUUCCCUUAUUCUUGCAUCUUAACAAACAGGAAAAAAUUCUAAAGGUAAAAGACAAAGCCCUUGUGAAGAGACUUUCUUACCAAACAAGCUGGAUAUUUUGUUGCACAUUUCUUGUGGAAAUUAUUUUAGUCAAGAUUUAGAUUAAAUUCCAAGUCUUAGUCUCUUCAUAUUGUUGAGAGUAAUGAGAUGUUACAUAAUGCUACGCAUGUUCAUAGUCACUAAAAGAACAGGCAGCUGAGGGAAGAUGAUGGUGAUGGAAGCCAUGCAGGAAGCUUUUUAUUUUCCAAAUUAUGGGGCAAAAAAAAUAAAUGCCUAAGUUUGUGAACGUCUAAAUUUACUUAAUUUUAAUAGCUUGUAGUAAUUUUUAUUAAAGUGAGUGGUGAGAUAACUUUUGCCUUUCCAAAUACUAAAAAUGUGUUACACCUGAACAACCUGGUUGUUACACCUGAAAUGGAAAUAAAGACCACUGUUCGUGCUAUUUAGGAUUAUGCUUUUCCAGAUUGACAAGUCAGAUGUUUUUAACUAUCUCACUGUAGCCUUGUAUGUUUUUCAUUUGGGAAAAAAAAAUUCUCAAUGCAGUAAACUGUCAUUUCCAGAAAUGUUAGUGGUCACAUUUUGUAGCAUUUAUAAUCAUUUUACGCUCUCAGAUCUGAAUGUUUUUUUCAAUGACAAUCUGCUAUUCUUGGUAUUACAGAUGGUAAUUCCACUACACUGUAGUAGUUAACUUAGUAAUGGAAGAUUUUAUAAGAGGACAUUUUACAAACAGAACGUUGUGGAGUAAGAAGACAGAUAUUUGUCUGAUAAAUCAUAGCCACUACUGACUGGUAUGGAUUUUACGUAUUUUUUCUGGCACCUGAUACGGAGUAAUACUGAAAUCAGGGCCCUCUGAAGCCGAUAGCACUGGCUUUGUAGCAUGUGCUAGGCACUGGGGAAAGUAAUGAAGGUUCAUUUGUGUAAAUGGUUUGCUUGCCACUGUUUCUGAAUUCACAAUAGAGAUGAAGUUUCUUGCACUCAUUCUGUUGCUCUUAAAGAGAUCAAAAUUCAGGUACUAUUUACGUGAUAACAGUGUUACUUGCCAAAUUGAUGGUUGGUACCUGAAUUCUGCUGAAAUACAGAAACAUUAACAUUGAUUUUGUAGAAAGCUUGGGGUUGUACUUCUGUACUUGCAACUCAAUGUUGAGUGUAAAGAAAAAGAGCAGUAAAAGCCAUAUACUAUUUCUUAGUCCCUCCCAGUCUCCAGAUCCUUCUUUAUCCAUAUUGCUAGUUUCCAAUCGUAUUCAGUUCUGGGGAUGCAGGUGCAGUUGCCCAUUCAGCCAGCAGCACCGUUCCACAUCCAUCUCCUCUGGCCUCCUGCCUGGCACCUCAGUCAGGCUUGUUCCCCAUUCACCUUGGAGAUGCUCUGCCAAGCAUGGAGGUCCUGGUGGAAGAUGGCAGCUGAAAGUUAUACGUGGCAGGGUAGUGUGCAAUAAUCUGUUGAGCAAAUUUGAGUAUUUUGGUUUAAUAUAUCACUUGCCUAUACGGCCACAAAACAGGUAACUAAAAGACGGUUGUGAUCAUAGGUCUGAGAGACCUCAUUUUUUGUGGUGUUGCCUAUAGACUGCUGCUGUUUGGUUGAUGGCAUAAUUUCUUGAUGUUGUAGUUAGUUACUAUCUGAGGCUAGAGGGUAUCAACUAAAAUCAUUUUAAAGGCAAGCACCAUCCAAAUUCAUUAUAAUUGCCAUGAUCCAAGAGCAGAAUUUUGUUUAAAACAUUUUUAUAGAGCAUAUUUUUGGGACUGAGUAUUUCCGAAAUACUGUAUCGCUGCCCAAGUUGUUGGGUUUGGCCACUAUUUUAGUUGUCUUAAUGAAAAGACAACAGCUACAACUCGUUUCCAACUGAGAAUCUGCCCAAAUGGCAGUUGGGUGGGUUUUUCUAAGACAUAUGGCUACAAAAUUUUUCAAUAUAGGAAAUUGAGUGCAAAAGCCUAUAAGCUGGUUAAAAAUUACACAAUAUUGAUUUUAGUCAUUUUUGACGUUUUUUUUGCUUACGAGGACUUACCGUUGGAAGCAUAUGUACAAGUCUGAGACUUCUAAUCAAAAUAGCACCUUCUUCAUUAUUAAGGAUGACUUGAUGUUUCUGUAGUUUCUCAUCAUUAGUAGGAGUUGGUGACGCUAUUUUUACAUAGAAAUUGAAACUGCUGCUACUAAUAGAAUAGACCUUUGUCAUUAAACAUUCUUUUUCUUUUUUUUAAAUGUAGUGAAACUUGGUUUAAAGGUAGAGGAAGGAAAGGUUAUUUCUAAAUGUUGGUCAGUGAACCUAUUUUGGGAAUAUAAACAAGAUAGAAGGUGAGAGAAGCUGCUCCUGAACUGCAAUUUUCCAUCCUUUAAAUACUUAACGGCAAUGAAAUUGUGGAGUUCAUGGUUUUUGUCCCAUUCCAAGUCCAAACUUCAGUUGCUAAAACCUUGAUGCUUCUAUAAGAUUCAAACCUUAAUCAAUACUCAUGUAACAGAUCUUAACAAUCAUUUAAAUGUCAGAUCAGAACAGCUUUAGUUACUAGUUAGCCCUGUCCUGCUUUCCCCAGCAGCCGGCACAGACUGCCACUUGCUGAUUCUUGACUAUCCCAUACCUUCUGCAUGCGUUUACAAAAGUAAGUAAAGGGGAUUAUUUUUUUUUUUAAUAACUCAUUUCUCAGAUCCCUUAUCCUGAUUCAGUAGUUAAUUCAUCCUUUACACUUCUACCAAAAUUACUAUCCCUGACUUCUUGGGAUUCUCUUUUGGAUUUCUCUCCCAUUCAGGCUUUGUUGUAGUGACUAUCUAUGCUGGGACUUCAUUGGCCAGAGACUUCUAUAAUGUGAAAAGGUACCAGUUAUGGUACUCGUCUCAGGCAUGUGAAGACUACAUGCUUCAAUAUGUGCAGAUAGUGGCUAAUCUACUUGUCUGUUUCAGUGAGCCACAAAAGGUUCCUGCCUAUGUGGUAAUUUGGCAGAAAUCAUGUGUAAAAGGAGUUGUGUAUAUUCAUUCCCCUUGUGCAUUAAAGUUGUUCAUGCGUAUGCUAGGAUCUUGUACAACAGUUAAAUGAAUCGCUUCAGUAUUUUUGCUGAAGUGUGAAAUAAUGUGAAUGAAGAAAUUGCCAAAAUCAUUCCUGGUAGUAUAAAACAUACUGCUUGCAUACACCAUAUUGCUUGCCUUUAACUUUCAAUUACAAUAAUUAUUCUUAGCAGUGAGCUUAAAUUGAAUCGUACAAUACCAAAAAAAAAAAAAAAGUAAAGAAA